GAUAAAUCUCGAUUGGAAAGAUUUUUAAAAAUAAAGAUCAAAGGCAUUGCACACAUGUUUUCAAAUAUAAUUCAUUUAGAUUUCGAAAAUGGUAAAUGUCUUACUAGUAAAGCUCUAAGACUAAUAGCGGAAUCAUAUUCAAAUUUAAAUGAUAAAGGCCUAUAUGCAAUCGCAAAUUCAUACCAUAAAUUGGAAUAUCUAAAUAUUUCUGGUCGCACAGAAUAUUCCGAAAUAUCAAUUUGUAAUAUUAUUCGUUCUUGUAAAAAGCUCCAGUAUCUUAACCUUAGGUAUUGUAAAAUUACCGAAAUGACUAUUGAAGAAAUUUCUAGAUCAUGUCUUAAAUUAAAAUAUCUAAAUCUGAGAGAAUGUAAUAAAAUUAGCAAAAAAGAUGCAAAACGACUUAUUCCAAUUGGAAUUUUUGCUGAACCAUAUUACAUAGCUCUUGGACGAUCUGAUCUGG
Molecule: messenger RNA, 460 nt
Organism: Funneliformis geosporum
Lineage: Eukaryota; Fungi; Glomeromycota; Glomeromycetes; Glomerales; Glomeraceae
Source: the annotation of a GenBank genome assembly